This is a messenger RNA of Trichosurus vulpecula (common brushtail), 678 nucleotides long. RefSeq names its product single-pass membrane protein with coiled-coil domains 3 (gene SMCO3). NCBI's taxonomy places the organism in Eukaryota, Metazoa, Chordata, Mammalia, Diprotodontia, Phalangeridae. The coding region runs from base 1 to 678 and encodes 225 amino acids. The transcript has a single exon. The record is from RefSeq and is a predicted model, not a curated record.
AUGGCUCAGAGUGACUUUUUCUACCCUGAGAACUCAAAGAGGAGACAGGAACUGAACAACCUACACCAGCAACUGCUUAAUUGCUUAUCAGACAGCUUUGAUAUCACCAAUGAACUGAGUGGGGUUCUGAAUAUGCACUUGGCCUGCAGGCUGGAAUCCAUAGAAAUGAAAAGAAAUGGAACCAUUAAGGAAAACUGUGAUAUCAUCAUAAAAGCCAUGAAGAAUAUCCAAAAGGAAGUACAAAGGGUUGAUAAUGUGCUAAAAGAAAAACUGGAGCCAACAUUGUAUAGAAAACUUCAGGACAUCAAAGAAAGGGAAACAGAAAAAAUUGCAAUUGUGCAGAAGGUUAUGUCAGUCAUCCUGGGAGAAGCCACUUCCACUGCCAGUACAGUAGCUGUAAAACUUAUCUGCUCAAAUGUUACAACUGUCGUUAUUAACAAAUUGGUCACUGUGUUAGCCCAAAUUGGUGCAUCUCUGCUUGGUGGUAUUGGGGUUGCUGUUCUCAGACUUGGACUAGAUAUGAUCCUCCAUGCCAUAUUAGGGGCAGUGGAGAGAAGCCAGCUUCAAGCGGCAAUUAAAAGUUAUGAGGAACACCUGGUAGAGUUUAAAUCUGCCUCAGAAAAAUACCGUCAUGCCAUAAAGGAGGUCACCAAUACUCUUAAGUACAGGUUGAAAUGA